AUGUCUUCAAAAUUCGACGACGAUCGAGAACAGCGUCGUCGAGCGCUUAAAGAGGGCGAAUGGGCGUGUGUGGACGCGAAAUGUGCACAAGUGAACGAUGAAUCACGUUCAGUGUGCGAAGAAUGCGGAAAAGGUGACUAAACCGGGCGGAAUUUAUCGAUUUUUCACGAAAAAACAUGAAAAGCUUCGUUUUCAAUGAAAACGCAUUCUUUUCAGCAAAACCGCGCUCGAAAAGCAAAAUUGGAAAGGAAUUGGGCAAAGAGAUGGCGGAGAAGUCGAAAGGAUUGUUCGCCGCCGAAGAUUGGGUCUGUUCCAAGUGAGUUUUUGGGGAAAAACGUUUUUCUUCGAAUUUCCUUCAAAACUUACGUGUUCAGAUGCGGAAACGUGAAUUGGGCGCGUCGGAAGACGUGCAACGUGUGUAACGCCCCGAAAUUGGCUGAUUUGGAGCGGCGCACCGGCUACGGCGGCGGUUACAUGGAUCGGCAGGAUGUGGAGUACGUGAAAAGGGACUACGACGAGGAAUUCGACGAGUUUGGACGGAAAAAGAAGAAGAAGGGUGAGGUUGGUAGGCAUGAUUUUUAAUAGACUGUUUUUUCCCACGUUCCGACGAUGUUCCUCACAGAAAACUCAUAAAGUCGAUAAUUUUGCAGUCGGAUCCGUCGAGAGAGCGAGAAGAAGGCGAAGAAUCGGAUGAAGAAGAGGAAGUGGCAAAAAAUGAGGAAGAAGAAGAAGAAGAGGACGGAGAAGACCUCGGAAAGUACGAUUUCGACUUUGAUUCCGAUCCGGAGCUCGUCAAAAAGGUGGAAAAUCUGAAGAACAAGAUUGUGGAGAAAACUGUGAACGGAUCGACCGCCUGUGAUGAGAGCGAGUGAGUUUUCGAUAUGAAAAAUUCGGGAUGUUCUAGUGUUUUUUCAAAAUCUUCAAGCAGAAAACACUGUUUUCACGGUUUUCAGUCUGCAAAACUCUAUUUUUCAGCUGCUCAUGUUCGUGCUCGGGCGGCGAGUGUUCCUGCCCGGAAAGUGAAGAUGAGAAGGAAAAAGAGCAACGGGACCGUCGGAAAGUGCACAAAUCGUCGCGAGAACGCGAUCGGGACAGUUACAGACGGCGGAGUGCGUCGAGAGAUCGAAAAAGAGGAAGAAGGAGCCGGAGCCGGAGCAGGGACCGCCACAGAGACGAUCGCAGGGACCGCAAGAGGUGAAAACGCUGAAAAUUUAGCGAACAUCUCAAAAUUCAUGUAUUUUUCUUGCAGAACUCGAUCGCGCAGCCGUGA
Caenorhabditis sp. 36 PRJEB53466 is the source of this 1270-nucleotide messenger RNA. The record is from the annotation of a GenBank genome assembly. NCBI's taxonomy places the organism in Eukaryota, Metazoa, Nematoda, Chromadorea, Rhabditida, Rhabditidae.